This is a messenger RNA of Epithele typhae, 444 nucleotides long. Its product is annotated as ankyrin. Gene Ontology annotation, molecular function: protein binding. NCBI's taxonomy places the organism in Eukaryota, Fungi, Basidiomycota, Agaricomycetes, Polyporales, Epitheliaceae. The record is from RefSeq and is a predicted model, not a curated record. The annotation marks the transcript as partial. The transcript has 2 exons.
UCCGCGCAGGACAUCCCGCAGGCGACGCUCGACUUCGCGCACCGCAUGUUCGACGCCGCGCGCGAGAACGACGCCGAGCUCCUCCUCCAGGCCGUCGACGCCGGCCUGCCCCCGAACCUGACGAACGACAAGGGAAACACGCUGCUCAUGCUCGCCGCCUACAACGGGCACGCCCCGCUCGUCUCGGGCCUCUUGGCGCGCGGCGCCGACGGCGGCCGCGCCAACGACCAGGGCCAGUCCCCGCUCGCCGGCGCCGUCUUCAAGGGCCACGCCGACGUCGUCCGCGUGCUCGUCGCCGGCGGCGUCGACCCCCGCGCCGGCACGCCCACCGCGAUCCAGACCGCGCGCCUGUUCAAGAGGGACGACCUGCUCGCGCUCAUGGGCGCGACCGAGGAGGACAUGAAGGAGCCUGUGCCCGCCGUGCCCGGGCCGCCGCCGCACUGA